ACAGUAACAAACAUUGUAGGGGACUUGAAGAAAACAAUGCUGAAAAUGGAGACAAUAAUGAUUUUCCAAUUCUUUCUUCUAAUCUGCUCUUUUUCCACAGCUCUGCUUCAAUCAGAGAAUGAAAUAAUUUCAAAUUUAAGGCAAACUGAAUCACAGACUGAAGGUACAGGAAGUCUCUCUGACCCCCAACAAAGAUGUACACAGGACAUCAAUGCUGUGCUGAGAGAGAUGAGUACCUCUUUGGGUGGACUCAAAGUUGGCAUGGAGUACUUACAGAGAGAUAAUGAAGCUAAGACAAAAGAAAUAGAGUUGUUAAAAGAACAGGACCAAGCCAAGACAAAAGAAAUAGAGUUGUUGAAAGAACAGGACCAAGCCAAGACAAAAGAAAUAGAGUUGUUGAAAGAACAUGACCAAGUACAAACAACAAAAGUAAGAAAGCUUGAGCAGCAGUAUCAAGCUCAGGCUGAAGAACUGAUCUCUGUAAAAGCCAGGGCAAACAACACUGAGGACCAAGUGGAGGUUCUGAGCAAGGAAGGAAAAGAGAAACGAGUGGCUUUCUCUGCUUCCCUGCUGGCCUCAGGUGGAGGAAAUAUUGGACCAUUUAACACACAUACACCUCUAGUCUUCAGGAACGUUGUUGCAAAUAUUGGCAAUGCCUACAACCCAGACACAGGUUUUUUCAUUGCACCUGUGAGAGGAGCCUAUCACUUUGAGUUCUACUUACAUGGAAAUGGACAUGCGUCACUUGGUACAGGUGCUGUGUUGGUCAAGAAUGGAAAUCCUGUUUUCAUUGCAUGGGAACAUCAGCCUUCUUAUUCUGUUAACCCAUCAAAUGGUGUCACAUUGCUGUUAGAGAUUGGAGAUGUUGUAUUAAUGAAUCUAUGGCAAAACGCAAGAAUUUAUGAUGAUCACAAUCAUCAUACCACCUUUAGUGGUCAUUUGCUUUUUACUAUGUGAAAAACAGUCCUUGUUCUAUUAUGUUCUCAAAUGUCACAGGAGGUCUCAACAGGAGAACCUAACUUCAAUAACCGCAUGCAAUACUGUGUCUUUUCACUGUAAAAAUGCUAAUAGAUUUUGUCUUAACUUUAAAAUGCAAUGAAGUUUUGUGGAAUGUAGACUUUCAUUUUGUCCUUUUGAAACCUUUAUUUUUAUAAACUAUUGAUUUCAGAAUAAAAUGGUUUAUUCAAUGGUCUAAAUAUGAAUGUUGUAUGAAUAAUUUCUAUGAAAAUGUUUAAGGAAUACUUGUAGAAAUUUACAAAGUUGCACACAUUGUUUGUACGUAGAUUAUCGUGUACUAAUAAGAAUUUUAUGAAACCAGGUUGAACUGUUUUUCAGCUUUAUUUGUCUCAUUAAUAUAAUAAAAUACAAAAAUAAAGUCGUACAGUUUUAAAGUUCCCUUUUACUCAAGAUUUUUGGUUUAAGAAACAUUGUAGAAUUGAGAUUUUUGACUGAUACCAAGAGAUUUUUUUG
Molecule: messenger RNA, 1470 nt
Organism: Cyprinodon tularosa
Lineage: Eukaryota; Metazoa; Chordata; Actinopteri; Cyprinodontiformes; Cyprinodontidae
Exons: 8
Coding region: 37-957 (306 amino acids)
Molecular function (GO): protein binding
Source: RefSeq, a predicted model, not a curated record